Molecule: messenger RNA, 2277 nt
Organism: Gymnogyps californianus (California condor)
Lineage: Eukaryota; Metazoa; Chordata; Aves; Accipitriformes; Cathartidae
Gene: MELTF
Product: melanotransferrin
Exons: 16
Coding region: 1-2220 (739 amino acids)
Biological process (GO): iron ion transport
Cellular component (GO): extracellular region; early endosome; recycling endosome
Source: RefSeq, a predicted model, not a curated record
AUGAAGAGCUCCAGAAAUGUCUUCUAUCUUCUCUUCUUUCAUGCUGCUCUCAGCCUGGAACGUAUCCGGUGGUGCACUGUCUCUCAGCAAGAACUUUCCAAGUGUAAUGACAUGAGUAAGGCCUUCGGUGGGGCUGGCAUCCUUCCCCCUCUGGAGUGUACAGAGGGGGGGUCAGCUGCUAACUGUACCCAGAUGAUCAAGGAUGAUUUGGCAGAUGCAGUGACACUGGAUGGCCGUUUGAUUUACCAGGCUGGAAAGGAGCAUGGUCUGAAACCUGUGGUUGGAGAAGUAUAUGAUCAAGAGAUUGGAACUUCCUAUUACGCCGUGGCUGUGGUGAGGAAGAGCUCCAACAUCACCAUCAACAGCUUGAAGGGUGUCAGUUCAUGUCACACAGGCAUCAACAGAACUGCAGGCUGGGAUGUGCCAGUGGGUUAUCUAACUGACAGUGGGCGCCUGGCAGCAAUGGGAUGUGACCUUCCAAAAGCUGUAAGUGACUAUUUCAAUGGAAGCUGUGUUCCUGGAGCAAAUGGCGUAAACUAUCCCAAGUCCCUCUGUCAGCUCUGCAAAGGGGAUUCGGCUGGGCAGAACAAAUGCGAACGAAAUUCUCGAGAGCAAUACUAUGACUACAGUGGGGCUUUCAGGUGUUUGGCUGAAGGUGCUGGAGAAGUCGCUUUUGUGAAGCAUAGCACAGUGCCUGAAAAUACAGAUGGGAGAAGUCUUUCUCCAUGGGCCCAGCGGCUUCGCUCCCGGGACUUCCAGCUUCUGUGCCGCAAUGGCAACACAGCUGAUGUGACAGAGUGGAGAACCUGCCACCUGGCCCGAAUCCCAGCUCGCGCCGUGGUUGUGCGGCCUGACACAGAUGGGACAGUUGUCUUCCAGCUCCUGAACCAAGGACAGCAAAGAUUUAAUGGGGUAGGCACCAAGUUUCAGAUGUUUGACUCUGCAGCCUACCGUGCCCAGAAUCUUCUGUUCAGAGACUCCACCACAGAGCUCAUUGCAAUCACAGCUCAGAAUUACCAGGCGUGGCUGGGUGAUGAGUAUCUUCAUGCCAUGCAAGCCCUGAGCUGCGACCCCAACACAUUGCCAGAAAGCCUGAACUGGUGUGUUGUAUCCACUGAGGAGAUUUGGAAAUGUGGUGAAAUGGCCAUUGCCUUUAAGAAAAAGAAUUUGAAACCAGCAAUUCAGUGUAUUUCAGCCAAGACAAAGGAACAGUGCAUGGAGCUGAUCCAGAAAAAGGAGAGUGAUGCUGUAGUUCUGGGUGGAGCUGAUAUUUACACAGCUGGGAAGACAUAUGGCCUUGUACCAGCUGCUGGAGAAAGUUACUCUGCUGAUGACAACAGCAACGCAUACUAUGCUGUGGCAUUAGUGAAACGAAAUCUGUCCAAUGCAUUCACCAUCAGUGACCUGAAAGGGAAGAAGUCCUGCCACACAGGACUGGGGAGAACUGCUGGAUGGAAUAUCCCCAUUGGUCUGCUAAUUAAGAGGGGCGUUAUUAAGACCAGAGACUGUAAUAUUCCUGAAGCUGUGAGUGAGUUUUUCUCUGCCAGCUGUGUGCCUUCAGCUAAGCAGGACAAUUACCCAUCAAAACUCUGUCAGCUAUGUAUUGGAGAUGAUAGUGGAAACAAUAAAUGCAGUGCAAGUAGCCAAGAACGUUAUUACAGCUACAGUGGAGCCUUCAGGUGCCUGGCACAGGACUCUGGGGAUGUGGCCUUUGUGAAGCACUCGACAGUGUUUGAGAACACAGAUGGUAAAAACACUGAUAGUUGGGCCCAACACUUGAAGUCCAGUGAUUUCCAGUUACUGUGUCCAAAUGGUGCCCGUGCUGAAGUCACCCAGUUUGCUGAGUGUCACCUGGCUCGGGUGCCAGCUCAGGCCGUUAUGGUUCACCCAGAUACCAGCGUGUUUGCUCUGUAUGGACUACUGGACAAAGCCCAGGUCUACUUUGGAAAUAGCAGCAAUGGAAAUGGAUUCAAAAUGUUUGAUUCUUCAGCUUUUCAAGGAAAAAACUUGAUCUUUAAGGAUUCUGCUGUUGAGAUCGUGCCAGUAGAAGAGAGGAGGACGUAUGCAGAAUGGCUGGGGAGUGAAUAUAUUGAGUCCCUUGAAGGGAUGCAAACACCACAGUGCUCUGGGGCAGCUGCCACAACAACAAAUGUUGCUGUGCUGCUCGCAGGCACCGUCCUCCGGACUACAGCUAUCACUCACCUCGUGAUCCUGAGAUGAAAAGACAUUUGGCAUAAUAAACUGGUAAAAUCAGACAAUAAUAAUUAAAUAAGUGAA